CCUAUUUUGGCCGUGAACAGGAUCUGAUCCCAAGGACUGUUACCUCUGUUUCUUGUCUGGUGCGCAGUGUUAGAAUCGCAAUCAUGCCUUUCGGAAACACCCACAACAACUUCAAGCUCAACUACAAGGUUGAGGAGGAGUACCCUGACCUGUCCAAGCACAACAACCACAUGGCCAAGGUGCUGACCAAGGACAUCUACGCUAAGCUGAGGGACAAGCAGACCCCCAGUGGCUUCACCGUGGAUGACGUCAUCCAGACUGGUGUGGACAACCCUGGUCACCCCUUCAUCAUGACCGUCGGCUGCGUCGCCGGUGAUGAGGAGUCCUACGAGGUCUUCAAGGAUCUGCUGGACCCCAUCAUCUCCGACCGUCAUGGUGGAUACAAGCCCACUGACAAGCACCAGACCGACCUGAACUUCGAGAACCUGAAGGGCGGUGACGACCUGGACCCCAACUAUGUGCUCUCCAGCCGUGUGCGCACUGGCCGCAGCAUCAAGGGAUUCACCCUGCCCCCCCACAACAGCCGUGGCGAGCGCAGAGCCAUUGAGAAGCUCUCCGUUGAGGCUCUGACCAGCCUGGACGGCGAGUUCAAGGGAAAGUACUACCCCCUGAAGUCCAUGACCGAGGCCGAGCAGGAUCAGCUGAUCAAUGAUCACUUCCUGUUUGACAAGCCCGUGUCUCCCCUGCUGACCUGCGCCGGCAUGGCCCGCGACUGGCCCGACGCCAGAGGCAUCAUGCACAACGACAACAAGACCUUCCUGGUCUGGGUGAACGAGGAGGAUCACCUGCGUGUCAUCUCCAUGCAGAAGGGUGGCAACAUGAGGGAGGUCUUCAGGCGCUUCUGCGUCGGCCUGCAGAAGAUUGAGGAGGUCUUCAAGAAGCACAACCACGGCUUCAUGUGGAACGAGCAUCUUGGCUACAUCCUCACCUGCCCCUCCAACCUGGGCACCGGUCUGCGUGGUGGAGUCCACGUCAAGCUGCCCAAGCUGAGCACACACGCCAAGUUCGAGGAGAUCCUCACCAGGCUGCGUCUCCAGAAGCGCGGCACAGGUGGUGUGGACACUGCCUCCGUGGGCGGCGUGUUCGACAUCUCCAACGCUGACCGUCUGGGCUCCUCCGAGGUGGCUCAGGUGCAGCUGGUGGUUGAUGGCGUCAAGCUGAUGGUGGAGAUGGAGAAGAAGCUGGAGAAGGGAGAGGCCAUCGACAGCAUGAUUCCCGCCCAGAAGUAAAGAGGGACAAUCCAAUGUUUUUCUAGUGACCACAUCGUGUGUCGAGGCAUCAGACGGCACGCAGCGGACAGCAGCUCAUCUAGAGACUCUUGACUCUGCUCACCUCUUUUCCUUCCAGUUUUUUUUUUUCCUCCCCACCCUUUUUUCAUGUUCUCUCCUGUGUUGGUUGGUAACGUCCUGGGAUCAACCUCCACUACGCUGGGCUCGCCUGGCAGACGUGGCAUCACCUACUUUUUGUUAUAAAAAGUAUGAUUAUUGAUGCAGUUCACAUUGCUCAAUAAAACAAAUGCCCCAUGA
Messenger RNA from Synchiropus splendidus (mandarinfish), 1526 nucleotides. Its product is annotated as creatine kinase M-type. The record is from RefSeq and is a predicted model, not a curated record. Gene Ontology annotation, biological process: phosphocreatine biosynthetic process. Lineage: Eukaryota; Metazoa; Chordata; Actinopteri; Syngnathiformes; Callionymidae. Bases 84 to 1229 code for a protein of 381 amino acids. The transcript has 8 exons. Gene Ontology annotation, molecular function: creatine kinase activity.